Dicrocoelium dendriticum is the source of this 2487-nucleotide messenger RNA. The record is from the annotation of a GenBank genome assembly. Lineage: Eukaryota; Metazoa; Platyhelminthes; Trematoda; Plagiorchiida; Dicrocoeliidae.
UACCAAUCCGCAAUAGUAUGGCGGGCUUAUUGAAGGAACGCCAAAUAGACGCAAUACGAUGCAUGUUGAAUCUCAAUUCUCCACCAGUUGCCUCUGAUAUUCCUCAGUGGAAGGUCCUCGUUUACGACCAACGCGGCCGCGAUAUUAUUUCCCCUCUUUUCACCGUUAAGGAACUCCGUUCCUUCGGCGUAACUCUUCAUCUACUUUUAGAUACCUCUCGGGAGCAUAUUCCAGAUGUGCCUGCUAUUUAUUUUGUCGUCCCAUCCAGAGAAAACAUUGUAAAAAUAUGCGAAGAUUUUGAGUCUGGUCGCUACGAAUCAUAUUAUUUGAACUUCAUCAGCCCUAUCUCUCGGGAAAACCUUGAACUUAUCGCUCAGUCUGCACUAUCGGAAGACUGUGUACAGCAAAUAACCAAAGUUUUCGAUCAGUAUACCAAUUUCAUCUGCCUUGAAGAGGACCUCGUGGUGUUGCAGCCACUCCCUGCCCAGCAGUUGUCAUAUUAUGCCUUAAAUCGUCCCAACACCUCCGACAAUGAUAUAGAGCAAGUCGUCGCCUCUGCUGUCGAUGGACUGUUUUCAGUCUUUGCCACUCUUGGCACUGUGCCCAUCAUUCGGUGUUCUUGUCGUGACGCUGCUGAAAUGGUCGCCACGCGCUUGGUAUCUAAACUUCGGGACAGUUUACGUGAUUCCCGAAAUUCCUUGUUUGUCAAUUCAGAUGCAUCACGAGCGUAUGGGUUGGGCGGUGGCACUAAUGACCAUGUUGGCCCUCCUCUGAAUGACAACCAGGGAGGUAAUCAACUGCCAGGCUCAACUCGGAGUUUCAGCUUCGCUAAUCUUUUCCAAAGACCUCUACUUGUCCUUUUGGAUAGGAACUUGGAUUUAGCCACUCCAUUGCAUCACGAAUUAACCUAUCAAAGCCUUGUACAUGAUAUAUUCAACAUUCAUCUGAAUCGCAUACAAGUGGAUCUCAGCCUAACCAAAGAGGUUGCUCAGGCUACUGAUAACAAAUCGUCAAAGUCACCAUUGUCUAAGAAAACAGGCAAGCUAGAACAGUACUACUUGAACUCUGCUUCCGAUCGAUUGUGGCGCGAAUUCAGGGGAGCAGCAUUCUCCGAUGUGGCUGAGGCGAUCCGGGAAGAGGUUAAUCUUCUGCGCGAUUACGAAAAACAUAUGGGCGAGCUAAAGACUUCGAUGGGUCUGUCUGGAGACCUAAGUGGAGUGGAUGAAUCUACAUUGACUUUGUUGGACGACCAAACUUCUCGGCUUUCCACUGCCAUAAGUUCUCUUCCUCAGCUAAUGGAGCGUAAACGUUGCCUGGAUAUGCACACCAACAUUGCGACUUGCCUCGCCAAUGUAAUCACGCAUCGUCAACUGCAUGUGUUCGCUGAAGAAGAGGACAAGCUGCUAUCACGACAAGCUACUUCAGUGGGUGAUUCGUUGGCAUUAUCCGAGUUCUCCAUAAUACGGCUUCCAAAGCUUGGUCAGUUCGGCGACCAAUCCACCGGGGGUCUACGGAACAGUGCCAGCCGCAGUGUGCUCAACAAGCUUGUCUCUCAUGGAUCUGCUAUUUUCCUCACUGGCGUGCGGCAUUUGAUCGGUCGCAAAUCAUAUUUGCCAUUUACUCGCAUCGUCUCUCAGUUGAUGGAGAAUAGGAGUUGCCCUGAAUUGGAGGAAUUCCGCUAUUUCGACCCGAAACUUUUACGGCGACAAACCUCUGAGACGCCUCGAUUCAAGCAGCCUUUCAACGAUGCUUUUGUGUUUGUGAUCGGUGGUGGCUCUUACGUUGAGUACCAGGACCUCCUUGACUGGUCUCGCGCUACUACAGGCGGCGGAACUGUCCCCGGUGAGGCAACAUCAUCCAGUUCUGGCAACGCGACUGUAAUGAGCAACCUACCUGUGAAUGGCACGAAUGCUCUAGAUGUUUCAGCUACAGCUCAUUCGUCCACACCGGGGACGAACGUAAAACGAGUUGUCUACGGUUGCACUGAGCUUCUCAGUCCAAAGGAGUUCUUGUCACAACUAACCGCACUUGGAAAGGAACUCUGCUGAUGAAUCCUCCUCCCUCUCUGCGCUUCCUGCACUGAACCAUCGAAUAAAGUUCUCCCUAUUUUGACCAUAUUUUCUCAGUCUCCUUAUCUGUUCUUUGCUGAACUGAUUUUGUUUUCUCUUAUCCCAUUAUGAUUGUUUUCAAUGAAACGUGCUGUGCCUGUUUUAUUCCAUUGGACACGAUGGGGAGCUUGUCCUUGAGCUUUUUGCCUCUGCGGUUGCAUCUCUUCAUACAGUGUAAUAUAAAUCCCUUCGGCACUUUCGCCGUUUGUCGUCUGGUACUCGCGUCAUGUCCGCAUUGAGAACUUGCUCACAAACCCAAAAAUGGCGUAGUGUUUUGAACUCUCAGUAUCGUUUCUAAGUGUAGCUACGCUUCAACCAUGCUAAAAAGACCUUACUUAUCGACUGGAAAGUUAUCGCGAUUUCUACUUGUUCCACUUUU